UGUGUAGACACUGUAGACAGUAUCUUUUGUUUAGGGUUUCGGGCAAGUUUGAGGUUAUAUGAACUAUUUUUUAUCUGCAGGUGAUUAAUAAAUUUUAUAGUUAUUACCAAUCUGAUAAUAAAAUGAAUCUUACAUUGGAUAGUCACAGUGUUGAGGUGCGAGAUACUAUAACUGGAUUAGAAUUCGAGAACCAGCUGCAGUCACUUUGGGGCCUACAUUCUGGCGAUUAUUACUUGAUUCAUGAUGGCAAAAUCUUCAGGAGAGAUUCCAGCAUCAACAGUGGGAUUGUUCAUGUCAUUCCUCGUGUAUAUGGUGGAAAAGGCGGAUUUGGCUCCAUGUUGAGAGCAAUAGGGGCUCAAAUAGAAAAAACUACAAACAGAGAAGCUUGCCGAGAUUUGAGUGGAAGAAGGUUGAGAGAUAUCAAUGAAGAACAAAGACUGAAAAAUUGGAUUGGUCAACAAGCUGAUAGGGAGAAGGAAGCUAAAGAACGAAAGAAAAAAAAGCUGGAGAGGCUAUGUGAGAAACCCAGACAUGAAUUCAAAGAUGAAGAAUAUGAUAAGGAAAGGUCAGUUCUUCCUGAAGUAGUUGAAGAUGCUGUCCUUCAAGGCCUUGAGGCUUCUAGUAGUUCAAAAAGGAAAGCCACUGAUGAAAAACCUGUUCCAAAGAAGAAACCCAAGCUAUGGAUGGAUGAUGACUUGGAUGAGGAAGAUUUAGAAACUGAUGAAGAUAGCUCAGAUGAAACCAUAACAAAAGUACAAUUGGAAGAGAAAAUCUUAGAUGUGAAAUCCAACCAUGAAGAUAAUGCAGAAGAAUGCAGGAAUACAUCCAAGGAUUCCAGACAACAGACUGUUAUAUAUUCUUUGGAGGAGAAAUCUUUAAAGAAACAUAGUCUUUAGUCAAUUCUCAUCUUUAUUUCCAAUAAUCAAUAUUGGAAUUGAGAUAUACUUUAAGGAAUGAAAUAUAAUUUAAGUAUUAGAAAAAAUAUAAUUUCAAAUUUGUAUGUUCAUGUUUUUCAUUAAU
Messenger RNA from Phaedon cochleariae (mustard beetle), 1020 nucleotides. The record is from the annotation of a GenBank genome assembly. Lineage: Eukaryota; Metazoa; Arthropoda; Insecta; Coleoptera; Chrysomelidae.